Messenger RNA from Vanderwaltozyma polyspora DSM 70294, 1104 nucleotides. It is a transcript of the gene TRP4, whose product is annotated as anthranilate phosphoribosyltransferase. The transcript has a single exon. NCBI's taxonomy places the organism in Eukaryota, Fungi, Ascomycota, Saccharomycetes, Saccharomycetales, Saccharomycetaceae. Gene Ontology annotation, cellular component: cytosol. Gene Ontology annotation, biological process: L-tryptophan biosynthetic process. Gene Ontology annotation, molecular function: anthranilate phosphoribosyltransferase activity. The coding region runs from base 1 to 1104 and encodes 367 amino acids. The record is from RefSeq and is a predicted model, not a curated record.
AUGUCAAGUUCUGAGUUAUUGAAAUUUACAAAGAAAUUAUUGGUUUCACCACCAACUCUGACACCACAAGACCUCUUUGAAGCAAUUAGAAUAAUUUUAUUGAGUUUGGAAAAACUACAAGAUGGGGAUAAUGAUGAUUCUGAAUUGUUGAAGACUUAUGUGCAAAUUGGUAGUUUUCUAACUAGUUUGAGAACUACUGGGUUGGAUCAUAAAGCAGAAUAUAUUGCCGAAGGUGCAAAAGCUGUGUUAACAUUUUCUGAUAAUGUUUUCAUAGAAGCAGAUGAUGUUGAACAACAAGAUAUUGUUUUAGAUAUAGUGGGUACUGGUGGUGAUGGUCAGAAUACGUUUAAUGUAUCUACUUCUGCUGCAAUUGUUGCUUCAGGGAUUCCGGGUUUAAAAAUUUGUAAGCAUGGUGGUAAAGCUUCCACUUCAAAUAGUGGUGCAGGUGAUUUGAUUAAUACUUUGGGUUGUGAUUCUUCAAAAGUUAAUAACAAAACAGUUCCUGUUUUAUGGAAUGAUGACACUAACAAAUUUUUAUUCUUGCUGGCUCCUUACUUCCACAAUGGUAUGAAAUAUAUCGCCCAAAUAAGAAAACUAUUAGGCAUACCAACAAUAUUUAACGUAUUGGGACCACUUUUGCAUCCAGUAAAUUUAGUUCAUAAACGAAUUUUAGGUGUAUACUCUAAGGAAUUAGCUCCAGAGUAUGCUAAAGCUGCAAAGUUGGUUUAUCCAAAUAGUGAAAUUUUUGUUGUUUGGGGACAUGUAGGAUUAGAUGAAGUUUCUCCAAUUGGUAAAACAACUAUCUGGCAUGUUAGACCAACUUCUGAAGAAAUCGAAACCUUUGACAUUGAUCCUUCCAUGUUUGGAUUAAAAGAACAUGCAUUAUCUUCAUGCUCAUCAUACGGUCCAGAAGAAAAUGCAAGAAUUUUAAAAGAAGAUAUCUUAAGUGGUAAAUAUACUUUAGGUGAUGACCACCCAACUUAUGAUUACAUUCUAUUAAACACAGCUGUAUUGUAUUGUUUAAGUCAAGGUAAUAAAAACUGGAUAGAAGGUAUAAAUAUAGCUAAUGAAAGUAUACGUCAGGAAAUUCCUAAAAAAAGUUAA